AUGUUUUAAUUCAAAAAGAUAGCCAAAUUACCAUUAAUUCUAAUUUUAUGCGAAUGUGGAAGAGAGUUUCUAUAAGAAGAAAUGUAUUGUUGUCUAUCGUAAUUAUUAUUUGUUUAUCUUAGAUGUUAGAACAGUAUUUGUAGAUAUUGUACAUCAAAUGAAAUUUUUUGCUAUUAUUGUAGAAGUUGUGGAGAUGUCUAAAUUACAAGUGAAGCUUCCAACCUUACUAUAAGUUGUAGUUCUUGUUUUGAAUGUCCAAUUUGUAAAAAUGUAUUACGUAGGUAAGUAGAUACAGAAAAGAAUUAUGGAUUCAUAUGUUCAUAUUGCUUUUAUACAACAAGGACUAUUGGAGUUACAGAUCCAAAUUUUUAAUAAGUUUAUGCUAAAAUUAAUAAUGCUUAUAAAAAUGAAUAUGAAGCUGAAUAUAAGGAUUUUUAGGAAUAAUAUAAUCGAAUAAAAAGUAUUGAGAAUAAUAAUUUAAUCAUUAAAAAAUAAUAAAAAAAUAAACAUGUUUUAAAAUCAUUAACUUAAUCAUGUCCUAAAAGUGAUGCCUUAACUCAUUAUAGUAAUAGUGAAAUUGAAAAAAUUGCAAAAGAGAAAAACUUAAAAGUUAUUUUUUAAAGAUAUAAUUUAGAUUUGAAUAAUAAAUAAGUUUAAUUACAAGAUUUUAAUCCUAUAUAACAACCUCCAACAUAAUUACCAAUACCUUUAGGAUUAUUAAGUAGAAAAAAUAGGAAAUGCCGAAAGUGUUAAAAAUUAAUAUUUACACUUUAAUCGGAGAAAAACUCAAAAAAGUUUGCUUAUAGUGUUUAAAAUUUACAUUAUGAUUAUGCUCCUUAUUUUUAGGUUGGUAAAGUAUCCUAUGUAAAUAAGGAAAGAACAGAAUUAUCUGUUAUUAUAUAGAUGUUUAAUAAAACUAAAAAUGCCAUAGAAUAUUCAUUUACACAACUUGAUUCCUAAACUUUAGAAUAAUAUAAAUUAUUAACAGUAAAGAAUCUCCCAUCACCUACAUUUACAUUUAAUAAUGAUAAUAUAGAGAAUGAUGUUUAACAAUAUUAGAAAUUUGAAGCUAUUUUGAUUAUCAAAGAUGCUACAAAAAUACAAUUUGCAUUUUGUGUUUCUGCUAAAAUUAAAAUGCCUAUGGAUUAAUAAUAAUUGAAUUAUAAUGUUAAUGUAUAUAUUGGGACAUUAUGA
Messenger RNA from Paramecium sonneborni, 1194 nucleotides. Lineage: Eukaryota; Ciliophora; Oligohymenophorea; Peniculida; Parameciidae. The record is from the annotation of a GenBank genome assembly.